AGCACAAUUUUGUGGUUCUCGUUGUCUCCAGCAGGCGGCGGUAGAUCGCCGAACAGAGAGAGCGCUCCAGGCCCCUGGGCUCAAAAAGAAAGUGGGAGGUGAUGUGAACCAAACAUUUACACACGCCAGGGCUCCUCAUAUUUCAUCCAGAGGAGCGCAUGGAUCCGGGCUUUAGGCACACUGCCCGCCGCUGUCCUGGAUGCUGCACAGAUUGAGACCGGAGGCUGCCGCAUCCCUCAGUUUGAACGUAUCUCAGAUCACACUGAUUGCUGCGAGUGUGACAGCUUGAACUAAGCCGACAGAGAUAGCGCACGGGAGCGGUUGUUUCGCGUACAGUGCCGGUGGUGAGACAGCACGGGGGGAGAUGGAGCGGUGGAAAGGCAGAGUGGCCCUGGUGACCGGAGCCUCAGUGGGGAUUGGAGCGGCUGUAGCCCGGGCACUGGUCCAGCAAGGCAUGAGGGUUGUCGGCUGCGCCAGGAGUGUCGACAAAAUAGAGAAACUGGCAGCAGAGUGUCAGAGUGCAGGCUACAGUGGCACAUUGAUCCCUUACAAGUGUGACCUGUCCAACGAAGAGGAGAUCCUGUCCAUGUUUUCUGCCAUCAAGACGCUACACAAGGGCGUGGACGUGUGCAUCAAUAAUGCUGGACUGGCCCAUAAUGAGCCUUUGCUCAGCGGGAAGACAGAGGGCUGGAGGAACAUGAUCGAUGUAAAUGUCUUAGCCUUGUCUAUCUGCACCCGGGAGGCGUACAAAUCAAUGAAGGAGAGGAAUGUGGACGACGGCCACAUCAUCAAUAUUAACAGUAUGGGUGGUCACCGAGUGGUGCCAAGUGCUGAUGAGCAUUUCUACUGUGCCACUAAAUAUGCUGUGACUGCUCUGACUGAGGGGAUACGGCAGGAGCUUCGAGAAGCGAACACCCACAUCAGAGCCACGUGUAUAUCUCCUGGAAUAGUGGAGACUGAGUUUGCCUUCAGGCACCACAACAGCGAUCCGGAGAAAGCAGCUGCAGUGUAUGAGAGUAUGAAAUGUUUGAAAGCGGAAGACAUAGCCAGUGCGGUCACAUUUGUCCUCAGUGCCCCUCCUCAUGUCCAGAUUGGAGACGUGCAGAUGAGGCCAGUAGAGCAGGUGUCAUAGCAGUGAAAACGGGAAGCUGCAGGAGGAGCGGACAGACGGCAGCCUUGGUGACUCCUUAGCGACCUCUGCUGGGCAAGGGGGGAGGGGGGGAGGGGGUAAAACAAAUCAACUACAGCUGUGUUGGAUCUACAGGGACGUGGACAAAGAGGGCUGGAGCCUCAAGGAGGCCUGUGCGAGGAAAUGAAGGGCGUGGACUUUGUCAACCACUGCGAAAAAUACUACUGAAUGCAGCGACCUGGUAUUUGUGAAUUGUUGAGCCCAGUCCUCAAUGAGCUGACUCCAAACUACAGUAGGAACAAAUAAGGAACAGGAGGGAGUUGCUGCUGUGCUAUGUGGUCAUCUGCACGACCAUCACUUCAGAGGGAAGAGUAUGCCAUUGAUUGCACAUGUUCUUUUUUUUUUUCUGUUUUUGUUUUUGUAGGUCAUAUGACAUAUCUUUUUGAAAAUUAAAUGGAAAGAGUAAUUGCUGUUUAUAAGAAUGACUUUUUUUUGUUUUGUUUUUAUAAAUAUUUUAACUUUUGAUCAUAGUAUUGAUCUCAUACUCACUAACCAUAGACAGUACUUUGUCGUACUCACUGUAACUUAACCAUCAACGGUUGGUUGUCCAUCACACCACUCUUUACUCUUCGUAUGUGUUCACAAAGACAUUCAGUCACCCGCGUUUGAUUCGAUCCGUUUUCAACCCAUUGUCAGGAUUCAGAAAGAAAUGCAAACGAACGAUACUUUGUCUGUUAAGCACAGAAGUUUCUACAGUCCACCUUUUUGCCUGUGUAAUUUCAGUUGUUCUGCACUUUGGAUUCUUAUAUGAGGAGUUACAAGAAGGAAACACUGGCAACUUACGUAGGGGAAGAAACUAACUCCGUGCACAUGUAUACCCUAGAAAUGUCUACCUGUCAGUGGAAAUUUCUCCUUAAAUGAUUCAAUAAAAACGAUUGCCUACAAGAA
This is a messenger RNA of Acanthopagrus latus (yellowfin seabream), 2077 nucleotides long. RefSeq names its product dehydrogenase/reductase (SDR family) member 11a (gene dhrs11a). The transcript has 7 exons. The coding region runs from base 365 to 1132 and encodes 255 amino acids. The record is from RefSeq and is a predicted model, not a curated record. Lineage: Eukaryota; Metazoa; Chordata; Actinopteri; Spariformes; Sparidae.